Molecule: messenger RNA, 1401 nt
Organism: Moneuplotes crassus
Lineage: Eukaryota; Ciliophora; Spirotrichea; Euplotida; Euplotidae
Source: the annotation of a GenBank genome assembly
AUGCCAGCCAAUCGAAAUAUAAGAAAUGAGGCUCAGGAGCAAAUCCGAGGAUUCAGGGAGCCAGAUUAUCUGCACCCAGGCCGGUUUGGGAAUCCCUCUGCUGGCACAGUCACCAUUGAUACUUCUGAUGUUGAUUUUAUUAUGAAAGAAAUGGAAAAGAAAAGAAAUGGCUCAUCUAUGAAUUCCAAAAUGCUCCAUACCACUUUUCCACCAGGAGUGAGUCUUCAGAUAGACGAUAACAGAAAAGGGAGCAUUAAAGACUUCUUGGAUAGCAGGUACUACAUCAAAGCAGAUGAAAACCUUGUCAAAGAUGCUAAAUAUUUCUCUGAAGCUUCAUUCUCUCUUCAGGAUGAUCAAUAUGCUAGUGGAGGUACACCACCUCAAGGAUUUCUUUUGGACCCUGUUUCUAGGAAAGGAACUUCAAGGAGCGACUUUGGGUUAGCCCCUUGUGGAGGAGCCUCUAAAGGUCAGGCAAGAUUGUUAGCUGACCCAGGACAGAAAACUGAAGUUCAAUGGCUCAUUAAAGAUCCAGUCGAAGGAGGUCAUUGCCAGAUCAGACUCUCAAGAUCAGAAGAGGAUGACCCGAACUCAUUCGAAUCUCUCCAUGUUGAAGGGAAUGGAUAUGAUAGCAGAACAGGAAAAUUUAAAUGUGGAGAUCCUCACAAAACUGUAGAGACUGCGACUGUCAAACUUCCUUAUGAAACAAGCUGUCCUCAUUGAACACUUCAAUGGGUGUAUGAAGCCCCUGGAUAUGGCAAACUUUACCAAUGUGCUGACAUUUCUAUUGUGGAUCCUGAUAAUAGAGAAGACUGUGAAGGGAAAUGCCAGAAUGAAGGAAUCUGAGAAAACAGAAAAUGCUAUUGAGUAGCAGGAUUUUCAGGAGAAUUCUGUGAAAUUGAAGGUAAAGCUCCCAAAGAUGAAGAAAUCUCAGGUGAAAACGAAGCUGGUGAAAAUGGAGAAACUACAGAAUUUGCCGAGCAAGAUGGAACACCAGAAACAGAGGCUAAAAGUGGGCACGGGUUUUUCUGGUAUUACUUCUGGGGACUACUCCUCGCUCUACUACUUGCUGCAAUAAUCUGUGCUUUACUCUGGUACUUCCUAAAGCCCAUCCUCAACCCUCUCCUCUUCGGCAAAAUAGAAUUAGACGACGAAAAAGAGAGUCUAAACGAAGACAGAAACCCCCCAAGAGAAGAAGAUAAGAAGAAGGAGGACCAACUCAAAGAACAAAGACAAAAACAACAAGAGGACAAGAAAAACGAAGACAGGAAGAAAGAAGAGGCCAAAAAGAAAGAAGCAGAUAAAAAAAAGAAAGACCCCAAAAAGAACAAAAACAACAAGAAGAAAAAGGACUCUAAGUCAAGCUCAAAAUCUAAGAAGAAGGAUAAGAAGGAACCAGCUUAA